UUUCUCGGUUUUUAAACAAGAGGGCCGGCAUCUCAGACAAAGGGGAAAACACAUUCCAAAUUCUCGCAUAUAGAGAGAGAGCGAGAGAGACUGAGGGAGAAUUUCAUUAGAAGAGCAAAAAGGAGUGAGACCCGUUCUCAGUAAGGCCUCAAAGAUAAUAUUAAGAGAUGGCCGACGGUGAGGAUAUUCAGCCCCUUGUUUGUGACAAUGGAACUGGAAUGGUCAAGGCUGGAUUUGCUGGAGAUGAUGCUCCAAGGGCUGUGUUUCCCAGCAUUGUUGGACGGCCUCGUCACACUGGAGUGAUGGUUGGCAUGGGCCAAAAAGAUGCUUAUGUCGGCGAUGAGGCCCAAUCCAAGAGAGGUAUUUUGACAUUGAAGUACCCAAUUGAGCAUGGAAUUGUCAGCAACUGGGAUGAUAUGGAGAAGAUUUGGCAUCAUACCUUCUACAAUGAACUUCGUGUGGCCCCAGAGGAGCACCCAAUUCUGUUGACAGAAGCCCCUCUCAACCCCAAGGCUAAUCGUGAAAAAAUGACUCAAAUCAUGUUUGAGACCUUUAACACCCCUGCCAUGUAUGUCGCUAUUCAGGCUGUCCUCUCCCUUUAUGCCAGUGGUCGUACAACUGGUAUUGUUCUCGACUCUGGGGAUGGUGUCAGCCAUACCGUCCCCAUCUAUGAGGGUUAUGCUCUUCCCCAUGCAAUUUUGCGUCUUGAUCUUGCUGGCCGUGAUCUCACAGACAACCUAAUGAAGAUACUGACCGAGAGAGGCUACUCCUUCACUACAACAGCUGAGCGGGAAAUUGUGAGGGACAUAAAAGAGAAGCUAGCUUACAUUGCUCUUGACUAUGAACAGGAGCUAGAAACAGCAAAGACGAGCUCUGCUGUAGAGAAGAACUAUGAGCUGCCUGAUGGACAGGUGAUCACGAUUGGUGCUGAACGAUUCCGAUGCCCUGAGGUCCUCUUCCAGCCAUCAAUGAUCGGGAUGGAAGCUGCUGGAAUCCAUGAAACCACCUAUAACUCAAUCAUGAAGUGUGAUGUCGAUAUCAGGAAGGAUCUGUACGGCAACAUUGUCCUCAGUGGUGGUUCCACCAUGUUCCCAGGUAUUGCUGACAGGAUGAGCAAGGAAAUCACUGCCCUGGCUCCAAGCAGCAUGAAGAUUAAGGUGGUGGCUCCACCAGAGAGAAAGUACAGUGUCUGGAUUGGAGGUUCCAUUUUGGCUUCACUCAGCACAUUCCAGCAGAUGUGGAUAGCCAAAGCAGAGUAUGAUGAGGCUGGGCCUUCAAUUGUCCACAGAAAAUGCUUCUAAGAGAUUUUAUACAGUUCACAUGGUUGCUUAUGCUGCUUCAUUUGCUUCUCCAUUUCAUUUUUCAUCUUGUUCUUUUCUUCUGGGUCUUUACUUUUCAAAAUUCGAGCAAUGAACAUGGAGACAUUUUUUUUUUCCUCAAUAUUAAUUUGUAGAAGACUUGUGUAUUUCCAGUGGUAUUAUGAUUUGAGUUUUGGCAUGAAAGGGAACUCGUGAUUCCUUGGCAGUAUUUAUAUGCUUGUUGGUUUUAGCGGUCACAUAUUGUAAUAUAAUAUGAAUUUGUAAUGUCAGAUUGAAUCUUGAGACAUCUUUUUAUAUAUAUUGUUAGCGAAAAGUUUUUAUGAA
This is a messenger RNA of Sesamum indicum (sesame), 1643 nucleotides long. Its product is annotated as actin-97. Lineage: Eukaryota; Viridiplantae; Streptophyta; Magnoliopsida; Lamiales; Pedaliaceae. The record is from RefSeq and is a predicted model, not a curated record.